CGGAAGUGGGUGUGUUCGGGCAUCUGUAAUAGGGUACCACGCUGCCUAAAGAAAGGAUGUGAUUGGGGGAGUUGUGGUGGUCGGUGUGCUGCUGUCUGGAGGGGAAGGCCUGUUUUGGAGACAUCUGUUAUGCACAUAACUUAAAAUGGCUUCCAGGGGAACAAUCGAGACCAGUAAAUUGAAACAGAACUUGGAAGAGCAGCUGGACAGAUUAAUGCAGCAAUUGCAAGACUUGGAGGAGUGCAGAGAUGAGCUGGACGCAGAUGAAUAUGAAGAAACUAAGAAGGAAACAUUAGAGCAGCUGAGCGAGUUCAAUGAUUCCCUGAAGAAGAUCAUGUCUGGAAAUAUGACCCUGGUGGACGAACUUAGCGGGAUGCAGUUGGCUAUACAAGCAGCCAUCAGCCAGGCUUUUAAAACCCCCGAAGUCAUCAGGAUGUUUGCCAAAAAACAGCCCGGACAGUUGAGGACACGCUUGGCCGAGAUGGACAGAGAUCUGAUAGUUGGAAAACUGGAGAAGGACCUCUACACCCAGCAGAAAGUGGAAAUCCUUACUGCCCUCAGGAAGCUUGGAGAGAAGCUGACUCCCGAUGACGAGACGUUUCUUUCGACGAACGCAGGAGCUGCUCUCAGCCAGUUUGAGAGAGUCUCCAGUGACCUUGGAUCGGGAGAUAAGGUCUUCGCGCUGGCAAGUUUUGAGGUAGAAAAAUCGAAGCAAUGAAGGUGUUCUUUAUGUGGUUUUUUUCCAGGCUGUUUCGGUCCGCCUCAUUGAACUUCCUUUUCUUUUCUUUUUUUUACCAUGUUGUAUUUGUGUGUUUCUUAUAAACUUUUUGUACAGCUCUUUAUCUCGAACAGCAAACUAAUGUAAAGUCUAAACGUUUUUUAAAGUGCCCUUUGCAAGCGCAGCAACUAAAACACUUAAGUGGUACUUUUAAAUCAUACAGGACAAAAAUCAACCCACCUAACUUUCUGUGAUUGUCAUCUUUUGAACGGACGCAAAUGUGUUAGUUCCCCUCCACCCAAAAUGUCUCAAAAAUGUGCAUUUCUCUAGUAAAAUAUUCAUUCUCUCUC
Molecule: messenger RNA, 1068 nt
Organism: Elgaria multicarinata webbii
Lineage: Eukaryota; Metazoa; Chordata; Lepidosauria; Squamata; Anguidae
Gene: LZIC
Product: leucine zipper and CTNNBIP1 domain containing
Exons: 7
Coding region: 146-718 (190 amino acids)
Molecular function (GO): beta-catenin binding
Source: RefSeq, a predicted model, not a curated record